This is a messenger RNA of Cyprinus carpio (common carp), 1550 nucleotides long. Its product is annotated as diamine acetyltransferase 1-like. Gene Ontology annotation, molecular function: N-acetyltransferase activity. The coding region runs from base 289 to 894 and encodes 201 amino acids. The record is from RefSeq and is a predicted model, not a curated record. NCBI's taxonomy places the organism in Eukaryota, Metazoa, Chordata, Actinopteri, Cypriniformes, Cyprinidae. The transcript is spliced from 5 exons.
CUGCUCUGAGUGAACAAACAGGAUACUUUUUUUCAGGAAGGACCCAAUGCAAAGCAGGUUUUCUGGGAGUGGCCUGAAGGUUUCUGCCCCUCCUGAGCAUCAAUAAAAGGUGGAAGCGUUGCAGCUUUGAGCUCAGAGGAUGCUUCAGCACACCAGCCACUGGAUGCCUUUCCAAUCUCAGGCCUAUAGCUGAGGGUGAGCCCCUGAGAAGCGGAUGAAGAAACAAAUCUUACUACGUUUCACAUACAGAGGACUAGUCAGCAAAGGAAAAAAGAGCAAAAGAAGAAAAUGGCCAAAUUUAUAUUACGGAAAGCUGAACCCAAGGACGUGUCUGACAUACUGCGACUCAUAAAGGAACUGGCAAAAUUUGAGGAAAUGGAAGAUCAAGUUAUUCUUACUGAGAAAGAUCUGCUGGAGGAUGGGUUUGGAGAUCAUCCGUUCUAUCACUGUAUGGUGGCUGAAGUGCCCAAACAGCACCAGAGUGCCGAUGGUCAUGUGAUCAUUGGCUUUGCCAUGUAUUAUUUCACCUAUGACCCCUGGAUUGGGAAACUGCUCUACUUGGAGGACUUCUACGUCAUGAAGGAGUUUCGGGGUAUGAAUGUGACCUUAUAUAAUGGUGUUAUCAAAUUGUUAGAAUUAGAGACACUGUCAUGUAACACACUUUUCCUUCUAUUAAAAUUAGGUUUUGGAAUUGGGUCCGAAAUCCUGAAGAAACUGAGUCAGACGGCGGUCAGGACUCGGUGCAGCAGCAUGCACUUCAUCGUGGCGGAGUGGAACAAACCCUCCAUCGACUUCUACAAGCGGCGCGGAGCGUCUGAUCUCUCGCUGGAGGAAGGAUGGAGGCUCUUCAAGAUCGACAAGCAGAACCUGCUCAAGAUGACCAAUGAGGAGUGAACCGAUAGUCAGGAGGAAACCCACUGCAGAAAAUCCUCUAGUGUUGUGUUCAAUCUAUGAUUGAGCCUCUGGAGUGGACAGAUCUUCAAAAAAAAAAAAUCAUUUUAAAGCCUUCAGGAUGUGAUGUUACAUCCAAAACCUUUCAUUCUUACCCAUAAUUCGACUGUCCCCUUUAUAUGUCAUUGGCCUGGUUUAGACUAAACCAGGAUUAGGCCAUAGUUCAUUUAGGACAUUUAAGUAAUUUUUAUUAACAUGCCUUAGAAAAAAAAACAUUACUGGUGUGCAUCUUGAGACAAAACAAAGGCACUAAUUGGUUUUGAGAUCUGUCAGUGCAAGUUUAUUUAAGUUGAAACAGCUCAGAAUUACAUUUUAGUCUGGGACUAGGCUUAAGCCUAGUCUGUGAAACCAGGGGAUUGUGUUUUUAUGAUAAGUUUAAAAUCGCUUACGAGUGAGAUCUUCAGAUGUGUAGUUUUCAUAAUUUUGAAAGAUUAUAUUCUUGUUUUAAAGCAAGAAGAUACAUUAAGAUAUCUUCUUUUCCUUUGUGAAUUAAUAAUCAUGCAAUUUACUGAUGUUUAUAUAGACGUGGCAUAUUUACUUCUUCAACACUUCAAUCUUAAAUUAUACUGAACAUAUUCAAAUAAAAUGUUUAGAACAUA